CGGUUGACCCUAGAAGGCAAUUAUUGAACAUGCUGUUCUUUUUCAGGGAGAGGAAGCUAUUCUUGAAAUCUAGUUGGAGUUUAAACUUUGCUACACAGUGGAAGAAGGUUUCGGGGCAGAGGGACCCAAGUAGGAAAGGAGGAGGAGAAGAACUCAGCCGGAGACGCCACCAUCACGUUGGAAUAAAGACCACUUGUCAAAAGCCACACCGAAGGCGGCAGAAGCCACCAACACACGGCUGGGACAUGACGGCCGCCAGCCUUGACAGUAUGGAGCUGCUGGACCUCCUCUUUGACCGGCAAGACGGGGUCCUUCGCAGCGUGGAGAUUGGGUCAACGGCGACAGCUUGGAUGGGACUGGAAGACAGUCGUUUGCUGAAAGCUCAAGAGAACGAGGAUUUCAUCAAUUCUAUCUUGGGGGCCCCAGAUGCCGCCCUUGACUCCCCAAGCUGGUCCCCAGCAGCCAGUGACAGCGGCCUCUCCGAGGACCCCAGCUCUGACCAACUGGACAGCCCCCCUCACUACGUGCCGACGGGCAGCCCUGGUGCCUACUCUGACGGAGGCUCACACGGUGACCUCACUUACCCUUCCUACCAGGACUCCUGCCGAGCCCUCCCGGUUCUGAAAGGGCCGGGUGCUGAGCUGAGAGAAGCGGAGGUGUCCAUAGACUUCAAUAUGUGGGAGGCGGGAUUUUACCCAGAGGAGAGGCACGAACAAGCCGCCCCCCAGCUGAAUUCGUGCACCUUGACCAUAAAGGACCUUCUGUUGUCAAACAGCUGCGAGAUGCACCAGCAAGGCAUGAACCCAUCGCUGUUGAGACAAAACCCAGGGACCUGCCAGGAACUGGUCCUGACCGAGGAUGAGAAGAAGCUCUUGGCCAAGGAAGGAGUGACUCUACCCACCCAGCUUCCUCUCACCAAGUAUGAGGAGAGAGUCCUCAAGAAGAUUCGCCGAAAGAUCCGGAACAAGCAGUCGGCUCAGGAAAGUCGGAAGAAGAAGAAAGAGUAUAUUGAUGGACUGGAGAGCCGGAUGUCCGCCUGCACGGCUCAGAACCAGGAGCUGCAAAGGAAGGUCGUUCACUUGGAGAAGCAGAACUUGUCCCUCCUGCAGCAACUGAAGAAACUCCAAGGACUGGUGAUGCAGUCAAGUGGCAAGGCAGCCCAAACAGGCACUUGCGUAGCGGUCCUGCUGCUCUCCUUUGCCCUGAUCGUCUUCCCCUCCAUCCGACCUUUCACUCGCACCAAAGCAGAGUUGGAAGGAGACUUCAUACCUGUGAGAGUUUUUUCCAGGUCCCUCAACAACGACGCUUCUUCCAGGGUUGCCUACCCCAUGGCAAAGGAAGCCGACCAGAGCUCCAAGGAGCCCGAGAAACCCCUCUGGACCCAAUACGCCCACAAAGCCCACAUGGAGCAGGAUGAAACCCUCAAAAACCUGGUCACAAGGCACCACGUCUUGUCAAGGCACCACGACGCAGGAGAGGCCGUGGUGAGCAACAGCACCGAGCCUUUGCACGAGGUCACCUACUCGCACUUGGAGGGACUUGAAGGCCCCAGGGAACACGUUGGGCACAGCUUGGCAUCCACGGCCUGGGCAGAGUCUGGCCAGCCCAGCAAGGGGGUCCUGGAGCAGGCCGACGAGUUGUGACCCUCUCUUCCUUCUGCUUUCCCCUGUACGGCAUUUGGGGACUUAACAGGGGGUGGUGAUGGGAGACUGGGCUGGAUGUGUGUAGACCAAACUGCUUCUUUCCCACUGAGCAGGGAGGGGGAAAGGCGUGGAGGUGCUGUCUGCAAGAGAGCAAGCGAAAAGUGUAAAGAGGGUGGCCCGCUUUCUCCUUGCCCUCUCCGUGAUAAGCCUCAGAAAAGCCCAACUCCCUCUCUCCCAGUGCCUACAGUCAGCAGUGGGCCUCAUGCAGGGAGUCUUAGCUUAAGGCUUGUUGACUCCAUCCUUCCUCUGCCCACUGGACAUCUUACACAGCAAUUCCUCCUCUGCUUUAGAGGUUUUGUCCAACAUUGCCAACGUUUUCGAGUAUAUUUCUUUGCAGUCACGAGGGCUAGAAACUCCCAAAUGAAAGCUUGGCUGGGCAGGGGAAGGCAGUGGUUUUCUCGUCCUGUCCUGGGUUCGUCUCAAACAGUGCUGUUCCUGUUCUGCUACAGUUCGGCUUCUGCCAUGUUGUUUCUUUCGCUAUCUGCUGUAGCCUGGAAGUAAUGUAAUGAAUUGUGUACUUAAUCUCAACGGAAGGGAAGCAUCAGAAAACAAGAAAAUUAUUUAUGUAAUGUUUGUGGACUAAUAAAAUAAAUUCAUUGCAAAUACCACUUGUAUGGGAAAUAAUGUAUAAUGAAUUGG
Lacerta agilis (Sand lizard) is the source of this 2342-nucleotide messenger RNA. It is a transcript of the gene CREB3L3, whose product is annotated as cAMP responsive element binding protein 3 like 3. Gene Ontology annotation, cellular component: nucleus. Gene Ontology annotation, molecular function: DNA-binding transcription factor activity, RNA polymerase II-specific; RNA polymerase II cis-regulatory region sequence-specific DNA binding. The record is from RefSeq and is a predicted model, not a curated record. Lineage: Eukaryota; Metazoa; Chordata; Lepidosauria; Squamata; Lacertidae. The transcript has 11 exons. Gene Ontology annotation, biological process: regulation of transcription by RNA polymerase II. Bases 30 to 1643 code for a protein of 537 amino acids.